AUGGAUACUAGUACGAGUAUGCAUACUAAGACUAAUGAUGAAGGUACUGCCGAGUCUCCUAUUCUGUUGGUUGACGAUCAAGUUUGGAUUGUCCAGAUUCUGUCAUGUGUGGGUGUUGGACAGUAUGCUUUCCUAGGAGCUGUCAACAAGAAGAUGAAUCAACUGUACAAAGAGUACUCCAAGACUGAACUAGAUAAAAAUCCAAGAAUGGUAAAAGAUGACCCUGGACAGUAUUCUCCCAGUCGCUCUGCAGAAAUCACCGAUACUCUUUACAGCGAAACAUUCUGUAGCCAGCCCCGGGCAGAAUUCUGGCUUGAGGACAAUUCCAUCCAGAUGACACCUAACCGUGGUCGUGUUUGCACUGCCAUUGCAAAAAUUAAAAAUAUUACUGUCAUGCAGUGGGCACGCCAACAAGGAUUCCCAUGGAAUAACGACACAUGUGCCAGUGCUGCUGAAAAUGGGCAUUUGGAAAUGCUCCAAUGGUUACGAAAGAAUGGUUGUCCAUGGAAUGAAUAUACAUGCAAGGCUGCUGCUUCAAAUGGCCAUUUGGAAUCUUUAAAGUGGGCUCGUGCAAAUGGUUGUCCAUGGGAUGAAAAUGCAUGUGCGGCUGCUGCUCUGGAUGGCCAUUUGGAAAUUUUAAAGUGGGCUCGUGAAAAUGGUUGUCCAUGGGAUGUGUGGACAUGUGCUCUUGCUGCUUCAAGUGGACGUUUGGAAAUUCUAAAGUGGGCUCGUGAAAAUGGGUGUCCAUGGGAUGCAGAGACGUGCGCCCAUGCUGUUGAAGGUGGGCAUUUGGAACUUGUAAAGUGGGCUUGUGAAAAUGGCUGUCCAUUGGAUGAGUUUACAUGUUCCUGUGCUGCUCGAAGUGGUCAUUUGGAAAUGCUCCAUUGGUUGAAGGAGAAUGGUUGUCCAUGGAAUGAACGGACAUGUGCUGCAGCACUGCUCGAAACGGACAUUUGGAAAUUUAAAGUGGGCUCGUGA
Messenger RNA from Seminavis robusta, 978 nucleotides. NCBI's taxonomy places the organism in Eukaryota, Bacillariophyta, Bacillariophyceae, Naviculales, Naviculaceae. The record is from the annotation of a GenBank genome assembly.